UAUAAUUUAUUUUACAGGAUAUUAGAUUCGUCUACUUUUUAAUACAUAUAUUUAAACAAAACUGUUGUGAUAUUUUAAAAAACUAAAUUUGUGAACUGCAGAUCCACUUUUGGGAUGUGUUUGUAAACUUGCAAAAGACUCAUGAGUAGGAUUAUUUCACAAAGUAGACCAUCAGCUAGUCAACAAAAGUCAUAUGACUAUUUAUUAAAAUUCUUGCUUGUGGGAGAUAGUGAUGUUGGUAAACAAGAAAUAUUGAGUGGUUUGGAAGAUGGAUCUCAAGAAUCACCAUUUUGUGGUUCAUCUGUAUUUAGGGAUACAUCUGGUCAAGGAAGAUUUUCUACAAUUAUUAGAUCAUAUUCACGAGGUGCUCAAGGAAUAAUUUUAGUUUAUGAUAUUACAAACAAAUGGUCAUUUGAUGGAAUUGAUAGGUGGCUUCAAGAAGUUGAAGAACAUGCACCUGGAAUUCCAAAAAUCUUAAUUGGAAAUAGACUCCAUCUUGCAUUUAAGAGACAAGUUGGUGAGACGGUUGCAGAAAUUUAUGCUCGGAAAAACAAUAUGGUAUUUCUAGAAGUCAGUCCACUCUGUAAUUAUAACAUCACAGAAUCAUUUGUCGAAUUGUCACGCAUGGCCUUAUUAAGAAAUGGCAUGGAGAGGGUGUGGAGGAGCAACAGAGUAUUAUCCUUACAUGAGCUGUGUUGUCGAGCAAUAGUAGCCAGGACAACGGUGUACAGUAUAGAACAGCUUCCAUUGCCACUGGCAUUAAAGUCAUGUCUCAAGUCCUAUUCAAUGACUACAUACAAACCAAGACCUCAUAUAAUGAAUACAAGAGAUAAAUCUCUAAAAAAGUCCAAUCCUUUACAUCCUUGUGAUUCAUUAACAUUGCAGUGCCGUAAAAGUUGUACAAUAUCCUAGCAUAAAAAUGCAUGGCCGGGGUCAUCACUUGGAAUGGCAGUCAGAUAAUAUUGUGCAUGAAAUUCACACAAUUUUUACAUAAAUGAAUAAUCUAGCUCUCUUAUUAUAAUUAUUUUGACAAAGGAGCAUAAUUUGAAAGUUGAAAAAAUACGUACUUUUGUGUAUAGUUUUACUUUACAUAAAUGUUAAUUCAUAGUUUUUCAUAUAAUUAGUUUAUAUAUUAAAAAAAAAUUAUGUUAAUUUUUAAUAUGAAAUAUGUUAUUAUUGGUUUAUUACAAUUUAUACAGAAUUUGUACAUGUUACAAAUUACAACAUGUAAAAUGUUUUUAGAUGAAAUAUAGUCAACAUUGUACAUAAGAAAAAAAUUGUCUCGCCAUAUAAAAUAUUUACUUAAAUAUUUUAUUUUGUGAAAAUAAAAUGCAGAGCUUUGCUCUCCUUAGGGCAAAUUCAGAGUAGAAUGCUUUUACAUGUUUUUUAUAUUGUGUACAGAUAAUAAAAAUUAAUCAUUGAAAUAAUUUUAUUUCUCUGAUAAUUGUGUGGUGGUUUAGUUCAUUAUAAUACACCAGGGGUUGGCAAACUAAGGCACGCUGAAUGAAUAGAAAUGUCGUAAAAAUGAUAUUUUAAUUGUUAAUUACAUAUUGAAAUGGAAGCCAUAGUUCAUUGUAGGCCAUAGUAUUAUAAACAAAUCUCUUGCUUGUACAGGUAGCCCUCAGUUUACGCCACAGUUCUGUUCCUACAAAAGCUGGCGCAAAUCGAAUCGGUGUAAAACGAACCCGUACUUACAGUGAGGUAUAGGGUUAGGUUCUA
Centruroides sculpturatus (bark scorpion) is the source of this 1719-nucleotide messenger RNA. RefSeq names its product ras-related protein Rab-40C-like (gene Rab40). The record is from RefSeq and is a predicted model, not a curated record. Gene Ontology annotation, biological process: protein localization to plasma membrane; intracellular signal transduction. The transcript has 5 exons. Gene Ontology annotation, molecular function: GTPase activity; GTP binding. Lineage: Eukaryota; Metazoa; Arthropoda; Arachnida; Scorpiones; Buthidae. Bases 142 to 912 code for a protein of 256 amino acids. Gene Ontology annotation, cellular component: plasma membrane; endosome; synaptic vesicle.